AAAGGUGUUUAAAGCAGGUAUGUGUUACACCAGAUCAAGCUGUCUUUAUACCCAGUAACAUGACUUGUAAUUUAAAGUAUUCAUGUAAUAUAUCUGUUGUACAUUCAAUAACAAGUCCCUUGUAGCUGGAAAUUACCUGGUAUAAAGCUGGUUUUUAUAUGGUUUUUGCCACUUUCUUUCUUAAACAAAACAAAAAUGUCUUCAAGAAACUCUUCUCAGCCUCAUAUAGGUGCAUAUCUCUAUGCAAAAAAGACAUUUAAACUGUGUGAUGGGACGCUCAAUAAAUGUACGGAUUUGUUGUAUGAUCACUUCCCAAAGGAAAAUGAAGCUGUGAGCAAGGAUCUCACACAAAAACUACAGUUGAAAGUAACGACCCAUUUGCAACUCAUUGAAAAAUUGAUUGAUGAAGGCGAAAAUGGCAUUAACAACAUAAUCCGACAUCGUAUGUUUGGUGGAGAUCAAACACGUAUUCAAAAUCAAAUCGCCGGAAAUAAUGAAUACAUUCUUGUCGAUUUUCUGAUUGGGGUAUUCCUCGCAUCAAUGGUGGUCACUAUACUUUUGUUGGGGGAAAAUCCCAAAGAGUUUGGCCUAGUAAUUCUAUUUGGUUUAUUUACCUUUACUAUGUUCAUAUUACUCAUAAUAAGGAUGUUUAUCAAACCGGCUGUACUUGAUGAUGAUAAUAUAUCCAAUGAUCUACGGGAACAAGUAUCCAACAUAGUGUACAGAUGCAAGGAACUUAAGACUGAUUAUAAUGACAUUGCCAAGUCUCUCGCCGAAUAUAUCAAAGAAACUGAAAAAGAUAGAUUUAUCUAUACCAAUGUUUCAUGCAAUCUUAUGAUGGAUAUGAUUCUCCUCUUCAAUAAAUCUCGAAUCACUGUAUCUCGUGUCCAAUUUGAGGCUUCAAAAAGUCAAAUAUUUACACGUUCACUCAUAAUUAAAAAUAAUCCCAAUUUUAUAUUCCUUUGA
Molecule: messenger RNA, 966 nt
Organism: Mucor mucedo
Lineage: Eukaryota; Fungi; Mucoromycota; Mucoromycetes; Mucorales; Mucoraceae
Exons: 1
Coding region: 196-966 (256 amino acids)
Source: RefSeq, a predicted model, not a curated record